GACUGCAGUAGCGGUGUUGCCUGAUCUGCUCAAGGCUUUUGGGCAAGUGGGGCGCUGCUGGCCGUUGAAGGCGGCGCCGGAGUCUGGCGUUCCUCUUCGGCAGCUAAAGCAGCAAAUCGAACUGCGCACGGCGCCGCGCGUCCUCGCGCCGGGCUCUGCGGCCUCCGAGGUGGCGGCGGCUCGGCCGUCGGCCCUUCCCUGGGGCGGGUUUGCCGCGACGAUGCUCGAGCACCUGCUGCUGAAGCCGUUGGGCGCGCUGGUGGCGCGCAGCCCCUCGACGCAGCUGGCCGUGGUCACCGACGACUUGAUGGUCCAUCGGGUGGGAGGGCUUCUUCGCGUCACGCAGGAGGUGGCCGACGCGGCGUUCCGUCUCCGCGCUCUCCUGGUUGAGAAGGACCUCGCGCUCGCCAAGGCAACGUCCAAGGUGCUGUCCAACGUUCCGCGUGCCGGGCAGCUGCUGGAGUUCAAGCUGCAGAAGGCCGCGGGCGCUCAGGCCACCAUGUUCGAAAGGAAUUUAGGCAAGUGCCAGAACAAGGCGACGCGCAAGCUCGAGCGCCUGCGCACCGCGGCGUUCAGUGCUGUGGCUCCGUUCACUGCGGGGCUGUCGCGCACGCUCGCGCUGAUGCUGACGCCCUUCCUGGGCCCCAUGCACCGUGCGAAUUUGCAGCCCGCCACGAUGAUGCUCCUGGCCGCCCGGGAAGGCUGGAUCCCACAGCGCGUCAUUGGAUAUGGUUUGCACCGCAGCGCCAGCAGCUGCUCGGCCCAGGUGCAGGGCCCUUGCUCGGCGGUGGAGAUGACUUUGACGCGGGUAGGAUGGGCUGCGCUGGAC
Molecule: messenger RNA, 829 nt
Organism: Prorocentrum cordatum
Lineage: Eukaryota; Dinophyceae; Prorocentrales; Prorocentraceae
Source: the annotation of a GenBank genome assembly